AUGUUAGAUGCUGACGUAAUUCUUACAAAUAUUGAGACUUUGAAAGUCUUAAUCGCAAAAGAUUUCACUGUUGUUUCUCCAAUGCUUAUGUCCGAUGGAGUGUAUUCUAAUUUUUGGUGUGGGAUGACAGAAAACUAUUACUACAAAAGAACAGAUGACUAUAAGCCAAUAUUAAAUAGAAAGAAAACUGGCUGCUUUGAUGUUCCUAUGGUUCAUAGUGCUGUAUUGAUAUCAAUGAGAUAUGAUGUUUCUGACAAGUUGACAUAUUAUCCUAGUAAGAUCACUAACUAUGAUGGCCCUGAGGAUGACAUUAUUGCCUUUGCUCUGAACUCAAAGGCACUUGGUGAGCAUGUCAUUUUCCAAUGUAAUCGGUACCUUUGCAGCCAAAUUAAAAAUAGAUCAAUUAAGAUAUGUUUAUCAACAGGCAUACCGUUGUAUAUUUGUAAUGAAGCCAUUUAUGGUUUUGUUCCCGUUCCCUUGGAAGAUAAUGAUCCUCUGGAGAAGGAUUAUGAACAAAUGCUCAAUAUAAAACUGGAAGCAAUUAGCCAAGGUACACCUUUACCAUUAAACCAUAUGUUGGAAGAAUAUGUAACACAUCCAAACAAAUGGAAGUUUGGUUGUGAUGAAAUAUAUAUGAUUAAUUUAGAGAGAAGGCAAGAGAGACGGUUUCUUAUGGAGCUCAGUUUCAAAGAACUUGGAAUGUCAGUGCAGCAUUUCAGUGCAAUUGAUGGUCGAAAUUUAGACAUGAAUGAUCUAAGAGAGUACUCUAUUACAUUAAUGCCAAAUUAUGAAGACCCAUAUCAUAAAAGACCAAUGAAAGCCGGUGAAGUCGGUUGCUUCUUGAGUCACUAUUAUAUUUGGCAAGAUAUUGUAAAAAAUCAUCAUCGAGUUGCGUUAUUGCUAGAAGACGAUAUACAUUUUGUACCGUACUUUAGGCAUCGAUUCAUUCAAUUGAUGGACGAGAUCACACAAUCCUUAUCGGCUCUAUUAUAUAUAAUAUAUAACAUGUUUUAUUUCAGGUACAUAGGACGCAAGAUCCUUCUAGAUGGUGAGGAGGAGUACGCGACUCCUCAUACCACGAGACCUCUGUAUUCUUACUGGACCCUCGGUUAUUUGAUCAGCGAAAGAGGCGCUAAGAAACUCUUAAGGGCAGAUCCGUUAUCGAAAAUGCUGCCUGUUGAUGAGUUUCUACCUAUCAUGUUCGAUCAGCAUCCUAAGUAA
Molecule: messenger RNA, 1221 nt
Organism: Bombyx mori (domestic silkworm)
Lineage: Eukaryota; Metazoa; Arthropoda; Insecta; Lepidoptera; Bombycidae
Gene: Cap-d3
Product: chromosome associated protein D3
Molecular function (GO): procollagen galactosyltransferase activity
Source: RefSeq